AUGGCCAGCAACCGCCGGAAACUGGAAGAGAUACACGGGCUAGGUGGUCUCCUGGUUCUCCCAAGCAGCCGUCAAGCAGACACCUGCAUCUCGGAACCACGAGACCAGGAACUGCUGCUCACUGGGGGGGUUAGAGACCCACAUCCCNGGAGCCGCUGGUCUCCUCCCAGCGACCGGUUGGAGCUGGUCGCUACAGGAGUUUAUGCCAACAAGCCCUCGCUCUCAGCCCAGCCCAGCCCGGCUGUGUCCCCAGGAGCAGAAGUCACUCUCCAGUGUCGGAGCCAAUACAGUUUCGACCAAUUUGCUCUGUACAAGGAGGGGGCCGCUGCGCCCCAGAAGGGAUCCGAGAAGCAGUACUGGGCUGAUUUUCCCAUCACCGCAGUGACUGUUGCCCACAGUGGGACCUACCGGUGUUACAGCUUUUCCAGCAAGUUGCCGUACCUGUGGUCGGCCCCCAGCGACCCCCUGGAGCUUGUGGUCACAGGGACCUCUGGGACCCCCCGCUGGUUAUCCGCAGAACCCUCUUCCUCUGUGACAGAAUUCCCAGAAGCGUCCAGGAAACGGAGCAUCUCACUUAUCAACAAGAGCUCUGCAAUUGAGCCUUCUAGGACUAUCACUGUCUCUCCAAAGGGGCCAGAGUCUCCAACUGAGCCUUCUAGGACUAUCACCGUCUCUCCAAACAGGCCAGAGUCUCCAACUGGUCUUGCCCAGCAGACCUACACCAAGGGCAAUCUGGUCCGGAUAUGCAUUGGGGUUGUGAUUCUAAUACUCCUGGUGGGGCUUCUGGCAGAAGAUUGGCACAGUAGAAAGAAACCCCUGCCACACCGGGUCAGACCUAUCCGCAGGCCACUCCCACCCCUCCCGCAGACCCAGAAACCACACAAUCGGCAGGAUGGGGGUCGACCAGCUGGCCGUAACCAGGGGCGUCACCAAUAGAACUCCAAGGCUUGGCUGUAUCUAUGAGAGUGGGGUGUAGAACCAUGUGUGGCGAGCAUGGAAUGUAGAAGCAGGAGGAUAGGGGUUAUGACUAUGGAGGAGGAGGAACUCGGGGCCUCUCCUUGGUGUCCCAUCAAGGAGCUGUUGAGCCAGUGUCUGUUUGGCUUUUCAUCCAAGGACUUCCUUCAUUUGGGUUGGAGGUAUCUAGUGGAUGCCAGUACCUUCUCACUCAUAUCCUGCACAUUGUGGAUCUUACGGCACCCUAACUGGACCAUCACACUGACCUCUUCGACCUCUCCUAAUACGUGUUCCAGAUUGACCUCUGUAUCCCCAGGCCUCACAGCUGACCCUGUUCUAUCCUCUGCACAAAACUCUCCCACGUUUCCCUGUUGGCCCCUAUGUUUUCUCUGGGCAUCCAUAGCUUAGCUGGUUAAUUCAGACUAGCACUCAUUUCCUGAGCCUAUCAGAGAGAGUCCAGCCUCUCUCCUAACCAGAAACAUUUGGUUACACGUGUGAGUACUCAGGGCUUGGCCCACUACACCUCCCCACCUUGAGGAUGCCCUUCUCCUACUCCUUGAUCCCAGAUGCCAUGUCCUCAGACAUGGGCUUUGGUUUCAUCUAUUUAUGGCCACACCCCCCUCCUAUCUCGCUCCAUAGUUAAUAACCACACUUACAGAAUCUCUAAGUCACAGGUGAAAUGGGCAGAGUAUCUGUCCUUAAACUGAUGCAGGCAGGCUACUCAAUUUCUUUUCCCCUAAAGGGGGCAACCUCGGGGCAUUUUGCAUGCAACGGAUAUUUGUCAGUGCCUGGAGAUAUUGUGGGAGGGAGGUGCUGGUAUUUGGUGGGUAGAGGGCAGAGAUGCUAACACUCUAUGAAUGCACAGGACAGUCUCUCUCUCUCAUCAAGAGUAUAUUCUCUUGAGCUAUACUUGAGACAACAAAGAAUUAUCUGGCCCCAAGCGUCAAUAGCACAGAGAUUGAGAAACCCUUGGCUACAAGACACUGAGAUUCCUUCCUAGCUUUUAAAAAAUGGUGUGCCUCUAUUUCUCCUUUUAACAACCCCACCCACUCUCACUGAAGGCAGCCACCACCCCUCAGAGCCUGAGAAUGAAGACGCUCUAGGAAAGACCUGUAUCCAGCCGAACAAGAGGGCUUGAGAAAGAAACAGAAGGAAACCUGUAGGAAAAUCCAGGAGCCCACACCGUAGGCAGGGACAUCACUGAGCUGUGAAAACACAAGCACAUUAAACGGGGGUUUGAAGGGGAUGUCUGGGAAUGUGACAUAUUUGGUGAGAAUGACAAACCAAUGGACCCCAGUAAAGAAGCAGGGGAAAGUAGGAUGAUUGGAAGAAAAAUGUAAAAAUUAGUGCUUAAUAAAAAAAAAACGUGAUUCUUACA
Ailuropoda melanoleuca (giant panda) is the source of this 2332-nucleotide messenger RNA. It is a transcript of the gene GP6, whose product is annotated as glycoprotein VI platelet. The record is from RefSeq and is a predicted model, not a curated record. Gene Ontology annotation, cellular component: plasma membrane. Gene Ontology annotation, biological process: immune response-regulating signaling pathway. The transcript has 8 exons. The coding region runs from base 1 to 936 and encodes 311 amino acids. Lineage: Eukaryota; Metazoa; Chordata; Mammalia; Carnivora; Ursidae.